Molecule: messenger RNA, 1056 nt
Organism: Meira miltonrushii
Lineage: Eukaryota; Fungi; Basidiomycota; Exobasidiomycetes; Exobasidiales; Brachybasidiaceae
Product: PAP/OAS1 substrate-binding domain-containing protein
Exons: 1
Biological process (GO): RNA 3'-end processing
Molecular function (GO): nucleotidyltransferase activity
Source: RefSeq, a predicted model, not a curated record
AUGGAGCGGUAUACAGCAGAUUUGACGAAUUGCAUCAUUGCUUUCCUUACUCCAAUCUUACCAACAGAAGAGGAAUAUCGGAUAAAAGAGGCAACAAGACGGCAGCUGGAACGUUUGACAGGCAAAGUUAGCCCGGGCGCAAAACUGUUGGCGUUUGGAAGUAUGGCAAACGGAUUUGCAUUGAAGAAUUCGGAUAUGGACCUUUGUUGUCUCUUGGCAAGUGAUGCAUCGAAGGAGAAGAAAGAGUAUGCCAUUCAUCCAGAUGCGUCACGUUUGGUGGAAGAAUUGGGUAUACUGCUCAGACAAGAAACGGAUUACAACGUAAUGCCUCUACCGAAAGCUAGGAUUCCAAUCAUCAAAAUAAGUAGACCGCCAACAGCAGAACUAUCUUACGAGAUCUCUUGCGAUAUAGGGUUCGAGAAUCGAUUGGCAUUAGAAAAUACAAGACUUUUAUUGAGCUAUGCAAUGGUAGACCCGCCCAGACUAAGGACGCUUGUUCUCUUUUUGAAAGUCUGGACAAAGAGACGGAAGCUCAACUCGCCUUACACAGGAACGCUUUCCUCUUAUGGCUAUACGCUAAUGAUGCUGUUCUUCUUGACUCAUGUCAAGAGGCCUGCUGUUCUUCCAAAUCUACAAAGGGUUCCACCGCCAGCAGGAUCGCAGAGGAAGCCAGAAGAUGUCACAUUAAAUGGACAUAACGUGUACUUUUAUGACGACGUGGCAAAAUUACGCAAGGAGUGGACUUCGUUCAAUACCGAGAACGUCGGAGAGCUAUUGCUGGACUUCUUCAAGUACUUCUCAAAGGAGUUUGGCUAUUCGCGGGAUGUGAUCAGUAUCAGAAAUGAGAACGGCGUCAUUUCAAAGGAUGCAAAUGUAUGGAAUGCAGAGCUUUGCAUAGAAGAUCCUUUCCAAUCUGGCUACAAUGUAGCACGUACAGUUACAAAGGAUGGGCUUUACACGAUUAGAGGCGAAUUCAUGAGAGCAUAUCGCAUUUUGACCACACGUGUGGAUCGUGUUUCGGUUGCUCUCGCCGAAUUAUGCGAAAAACGUGAAGAC